GCUGUCUUGGAUAUGCACUGAUUUUUUUCAAAAAUUUCUUUUUAGCUAAAGGAGGAAGCAAAAAGGCGUUGGAGGAAGCAGCAACAGCAGACUUGGAAAUAACAGAAAUAAACAAGUUAACAGCAGAAGUUAUUCAGACUCCUUUAAAAAUCAUCAAGAAAGUGGAAAAAUCUAAACAGGAUAUUGAAGCUAUUGAAGAAGAAGCAGAGCCCCCUUUGCUUCCUGUAGCAAAGAAAGCAAAGCAUGAUAGCCAGUGUCUUCCAGAGCUAGAAGCUGAAAGCAUUCAUCCAAGAACUGCAAAGGUGAAGACAUCCUCUAAAAAAGUGCCAGUGUCCAGGAGCAGAAGACCUCCUUCAGCAAGAGUGAAGCGUAUGAGUAAAAGAUCAAGCAAAAACAACUUUAUCACUCCAGCGACUGGUAGACCUGUUGACCUCUGUGCUCGGGGAGGUACCUCCAUGGUCACACCUAAAUUCGAUUCCAGGAUUUUCAAGACGCCGGGUUUGCGCACACCCGCAGUAAAUGAACGUGUUUACACCAUCUCUGCCAACGGCAGCCCCCUGGCUGACAGCAACGAUAUCUUCAUCACGGUCCCUGUUGGAGGAGGGGAGAGCAUUCGUUUAACAGCAAGUGAUUUGACCAAGAAGAAUCUUCUUGAUCUGAAUCCAGAGGCCCAAGGAAUUAUGAAGAAGCUAUCAGUUCGUCUUGCACAAGCUUGCAGCGCUGCAAAAACCCAGAGAUGA
Molecule: messenger RNA, 740 nt
Organism: Tauraco erythrolophus (red-crested turaco)
Lineage: Eukaryota; Metazoa; Chordata; Aves; Musophagiformes; Musophagidae
Source: RefSeq, a predicted model, not a curated record